Messenger RNA from Osmia bicornis bicornis, 1599 nucleotides. RefSeq lists its product as uncharacterized. Gene Ontology annotation, molecular function: RNA-DNA hybrid ribonuclease activity; nucleic acid binding. The transcript has a single exon. Lineage: Eukaryota; Metazoa; Arthropoda; Insecta; Hymenoptera; Megachilidae. Bases 1 to 1599 code for a protein of 532 amino acids. The record is from RefSeq and is a predicted model, not a curated record.
AUGAGAUACAACAUUAAGGAUGCCGUCGUAAGAUGGAUCCACAAUAUGCUGACGAACAGAACAGUCACAGCAAGCCUAGGAGAGGAGACGGUGAGGGCUGACGUCGCGAGGGGCUGCCCGCAGGGAGGAGUCCUGUCCCCCCUGCUGUGGACCCUUGUGGUUGAUGAACUCAUACGUAUACUCACCACAGAAGGCUUCGAGGUUCAGGGUUACGCCGAUGACCUUACGAUCAUGGUCAGAGGCAGACACCCGCUGGAUUUAGCGAGGAGGUUGCAAAAGGCUAUCACACUCGUGGAAUCCUGGUGUCAAUCACACUCGCUCUCGGUAAACCCGAGUAAAACGGAGUUGGUCCUAUUUACAAGGAGACGACGCUUUUAUUUUAAGGCUCCUUACAUUUUUGGUACGCAACUACAACUCACAGAUGAGGUUAAAUAUCUAGGUGUAAUACUAGACAAAAAACUCACCUGGAAGAACCAUGUGAACAGGCAGACCCAGAAAGCAAUUACCACCUACUGGACCUGCCGUAGAAUGUUUGGCCCCACAUGGGGACUCAAACCAAGAGUGGUCAGAUGGAUAUACCAGGCCAUCCUUGAACCAAUCAUAACGUAUGCGUGGUGGACCUCCAUGAAGAGGGGACCACACAGAAGAGCUAUAGAAAGAAUAUACCGAAUAGCGUUGCUGGGGAUAACAGGUGCGCUCCCCACUACGCCUACCAUGGCAAUUGGUGCGCUGCUUGACAUCAAGCCACCCCAUCUAACAGUGAUGGCAACAGCUUGGAGAGCGGCCAUCCGCCUCCGUCAAGCUGAAGGAUGGUCCCCGGCGAGUGGCGGGCACACCGAGAUCCUUAGGGAUCCGGGAUCGGAAUUAAUUCUGACCCACGGUGAAGACCGCUGCAAGACGGAGUACUUCUUCAGACAGGAAUACGACAUAAUCAUACCAGAAAAGGAGAAAUGGCUGGAAGUCCCUAACGGCAUCCUGACUCCGGGGGGACUGGUCUGGUUCACAGACGGCUCCAAGACCGGAUCUGGCACCGGAGCCGGGGUAGCGGGGGAGAGCCCAAGGGUCGAAAUGAUCCACAAACUGGGCCACCACGUUACGGUCUUCCAAGCAGAAAUGUUUGCCACCUGGGCCUGCGCCAAAUAUAAUCUGGAAAGGGUCCACUCAGGCAAAUACAUUUACAUAUGCAGUGAUAGCCUAGCCGCGCUCAAAGCUCUCCACAAAGUGGAAAUUGGGUCGAAGCUAGUCAGGGACUGUGCACUGACUUUGAGACAGCUAUCUCUGAACAACAGAGUUAAGCUGUUAUGGGUACCAGGGCACGCUGGUAUCCCAGGCAACGAGAGGGCUAACGAACUGGCACGAAUGGGGGCGACAAGCUCCCAGCCAUGCCAUGAGUACCCCAUAGGUGUCUCAACCUAUGCGUUGAAAGGCCUGGCUAAAGACUGGUUAAACCAGGAGUUCACCAAGCUCUGGCACAACGCAAACGGCAUGAGGCACACGAGGGCCCUACUUAAGGGACCGUCAAUAAAGCUGGGUGACUCCCUAAUUCAUCUGGAUAGGGCGCAAUUGCGCAUGCUCGUGGGCCUAGUGACAGGACACUAG